AUGUCUGAAUCGCCAGCAGUGACGCCCACCGUUGAGGGCCUCCGGCACCAUCUCUCAUGUCUGAUUCCCGACUUUCUCAAGUGCAUCAACUACACCCAGCCCCCAAAGGCGGACCAAGACGCCCUCCGAGAGGCCCUCCUCGAGAGAGGUCGUCAGGCCGGCGUGCAUGUCGAACCGGAAGAUGGCUCGAACAUGAGGUUCGAAGCCGGUCUCGCCGUAGCCGCAGUAUGCAAACCCGACGGUUCCAUGAGAGAGAUUGACAAGCAUGAGCUGUUCAGACUGACAACUCUUGUGCAGGAGAUGUACCCCCUACACCCCUUCGAUAUCCAGGUUCACAUUGGCCUCUUUACCUGGCUCGGCUUCAUCAUUGACGACCUCAACGCCGAGCUGGGCUCGGACCUCGACAACUUCCAGUCGCGCUUCUUCCGCGGGGAUACGCAGCCCUGCGUCAUCCUGCAGUGCUUCGCCAGUGUCUUGAGGUCGACGACCGACUAUUACGAUCCCGUUGUUGCCAACCUGAUUGUGCUCUCCGCGUUGGCCUUUGUGAACUCCAACGCCAUCGAACUCCGCCGAGAGUACCAGACCAUCGCCUUGACGAGAGAGGCUCUCAGCUGGCCGUACUACUUCCGGGACAAGGAGGGUCUGCCCGAGGUUUACACCUACUUUUGCUUCUAUAAAGAAGUGUGUCCUGACAUCUCCCGCUUCAUGCCUGCGGCGCCAGAGAUGGGAAAGUUCAUCAACUUAACGAACGACAUUUUAUCCUUUUACAAAGAAGAGAAGGCCGGAGAGGUUAGAAACUAUAUACACAAGAAAGCACUUUGUUCAGGCUGUAGUCCUUUACAAGUGCUAGAGUCUACUAUUUCGGAAACUGCAAUCGCUUACACUCGGACGUUAGCUAUUCUGAAGGAUAGCCACCCCUAUGAUGAUAUAUGUGACAGCUGGGACAAAGUUUUCACCCGCCGUCUAUAA
Colletotrichum higginsianum IMI 349063 is the source of this 969-nucleotide messenger RNA. Its product is annotated as Squalene synthase. The transcript has 3 exons. The record is from RefSeq and is a predicted model, not a curated record. Lineage: Eukaryota; Fungi; Ascomycota; Sordariomycetes; Glomerellales; Glomerellaceae. Gene Ontology annotation, molecular function: carbon-oxygen lyase activity, acting on phosphates. Bases 1 to 969 code for a protein of 322 amino acids.